AUGCAGUGCUCGUCGCGAUCUCCGCCACCGCUGCCUGCUGACAGUGUGUAUACUAGCUGUUACUGCGAAGAGAAUGUCUAUCUGCUCGCCCAAGCGCUGUCAUCGCAAGCGGCAACGGAUGAGAACGGGCCAUGGGAUCUCUUCGUGGUGUUUAUCUCGAACAACGGAAAGACGGUAGCGCUGUGGAACCAGAAAGCGCAUAAAGACUUUAUCAUUUGGGACUAUCAUGUCAUUCUGGCUCUGCGUCCUACCACUGCCUCCCGGCGGAUUGGUACCUCCGAGGACACUAUCACGGAUGCAAGUGAAGCCUGGGUCUACGACUUCGAUACGCGUCUUCCUGUUCCCUGUAGAUGGCAAGGUACGCUCCGAACAUACUCCUUGAAUGACUGGUUCCUGAUAUCGUUCCUUUUCCUAACUCUCUUCCGAGUAAUCCAUGCAGCUGCAUAUCUGGACCAUUUCGCCUCUGAUCGCUCUCAUAUGGUUAGCAUACGCGAUCCAUCCGACCCUGUUUCGCCCUAUUCGCCCUACCGGGCGCCGCCGCCGACUUCUUCCGUGCUCUGUGGCCCGAAGGCGAAGGAACUCGGAAUCAACAAUAACCUGAUGGAUUCGUACGUCUCCAUGACUCUGCCGUCUCGUGGACAUGCAACGCCAGAACGAGCAGAUGGGAUACGUGGAGCUGGUGCAGAGCUGACGUAUGGCCAGGUGAUGGAUGUCGCGGGCUUUGUGCGGUGGAUAUCUGGGGAGAAGGCGUGA
Messenger RNA from Postia placenta MAD-698-R-SB12, 753 nucleotides. RefSeq lists its product as hypothetical. Bases 1 to 753 code for a protein of 250 amino acids. The transcript is spliced from 4 exons. Gene Ontology annotation, molecular function: protein-N-terminal glutamine amidohydrolase activity; protein-N-terminal asparagine amidohydrolase activity. Lineage: Eukaryota; Fungi; Basidiomycota; Agaricomycetes; Polyporales; Adustoporiaceae. The record is from RefSeq and is a predicted model, not a curated record. Gene Ontology annotation, cellular component: cytosol; nucleus.